Messenger RNA from Centropristis striata (black sea bass), 4376 nucleotides. It is a transcript of the gene snx9b, whose product is annotated as sorting nexin 9b. The record is from RefSeq and is a predicted model, not a curated record. NCBI's taxonomy places the organism in Eukaryota, Metazoa, Chordata, Actinopteri, Perciformes, Serranidae. Gene Ontology annotation, molecular function: protein binding; phosphatidylinositol binding. Gene Ontology annotation, cellular component: plasma membrane; cytoplasmic vesicle. Gene Ontology annotation, biological process: mitotic cytokinesis; plasma membrane tubulation; cleavage furrow formation. The transcript has 19 exons. Bases 376 to 2229 code for a protein of 617 amino acids.
UAAUUUUAUUUUUUACAUUAACUCGUCAUGUCUUGGAGGGCCAUGUCGGACCAAGACUACCUUUCCGGUUUCUCUCCGCGGUGCAGGUCACUCCCUCCGUGCUGUCAGCAGCUCUCUCCGUGGUUCAAACUUGCUGCCACACUGAACCAACUCCUCCAUUCACAUCGUCUUUUUUACAAGUGUUGGAGCUUUUACGUGACAAACUGUUUUUAGUAAUGUGUUAAAGUCUGCUGUGCGGCGGCUCUUCACCGGGAGGAAUUAUCGUUUUGUCUUCGCUUUUAGUUGGAAAGCAGCGGGGGGAAAUGUCCAGCUGAGGAUUGGAAAUCCUGAAAACCACAGGGCCUGUUUUUGUAAUGAUUGAUCAAUGCUUCGACAAUGGCGCUAAAGGCACAAGUUUUAUAUGACUUCACUGCUGAGGCUGGAAACAACGAGCUGACAGUGAAAGAAGGCGAAACACUUACAAUCACCAAUAAGAGUAUUGGAGGUGGUUGGAUUGAAGCACAGAACUCCAGAGGGGAGGUUGGACUGGUUCCAGAAGACUACAUCGAGUUCAGUAAGGCAGCACCGUCGUUCCCGGCGUUCCCAGCAGCAGGAACUGCAGCACCGACUCCAAAUGUUGCAGCUCAAGACCUGUCCAUCUUUGAUUCCUUCGCUCCUCCAGCAGCACCUGCACAAAACCAGGUGGAUGCUGGGGGCUUAAGUCCUCAGCCGGACACCCCUGACACCCCAGUUUCCCCCUACCUUUCGUCCCCCGAUGAGGCUAGUAACGGUAAUGAUCCCUGGUCAGUGUGGAAUGCGGACCCCUCGGCGGGCUCCAAUAAUAACUGGGCGUCCAAUCCAGAGGGCACCCAGACUGGAAAGAGCCCUGCUGACCCCUGGGGCUCCGUAUCACAGGGCCACCCUCAGGCCUACCAGGGCCCGGGAGCGGAGGACGAUGAGUGGGACGAUGAGUGGGAUGACAUGAAGUCAACGGGAGGUUACGCUGAGUCAGAAUCUGGAGAGAGCGGAGCGAUGCAGAGAGGAGGAGCUCAUGCCACUUCAAUGAAAAUCUCCCUCAACAAGUUCCCUGGCUUUUCCAAGUCUGGUCCAGAGCUCUACCUCCUAUGCAAGCAGCUCGCUAAGGGCAAAGAAAGGCUGCCAAUUUAUGUUGGAGAAGUCGGCCCGGUGUGGUUUUACCCAGAAACUCAGCUCGACUGUGUGGUGGCUGAUCCCAAGAAAGGCUCAAAGAUGUACGGCCUCAAGAGCUACAUCGAGUACCAAAUCACACCCAAUUGCACGAACCGACCAGUCAACCACAGAUACAAGCACUUUGAUUGGCUGUAUGAGAGGCUUCUAGACAAAUUCGGGUCAGCCAUCCCCAUCCCUUCUUUACCAGACAAGCAGGUGACAGGGCGAUUUGAGGAGGAGUUUAUUAAGAUGCGUAUGGAGCGGUUGCAGGGCUGGAUGACCAGGAUGUGCAGGCACCCGGUUGUUUCCAGCAGUGAAGUAUUCCAGACUUUCCUCACCUACAAGGAUGAGAAGGACUGGAAGCUGGGGAAGAGAAAAGCAGAGAAGGACGAGACGGUGGGAGUGAUGAUCUUCACCACGAUAGAGCCUGAAGCCGCGGACUUGGAUCCUGUGGAAGUGGAGCAGAAAUGUGAGCAGUUCAGCAGGUUCACCAAAGCCAUGGAUGACGGGGUGAAAGAAAUCCUCACAGUGGGCAACGAGCACUGGAAGAGAUGUACAGGACCUUUGCCAAAAGAGUACCAGAGAAUCGGCAAAGCCUUCCAAAACCUCUCCUCUGUCUUCACCAGCAGUGGAUACCAAGGUGAGUCAACCCUGACUGACGCCAUGACAGCUGCAGGCAAGACCUAUGAGGAAAUAGCUCAGAUGGUGGCAGAGCAGCCCAGGAAAGACCUCCACUUCGUCAUGGAGACCAACAAUGAAUAUAAGGGUCUUCUUGGAUGCUUCCCGGACACCAUCGGAGUCCAUAAGGCAGCCAUAGAUAAGGUGAAGGAAGGCGACAAGCUGGUGGCCGCCGGUAAAAUUACCACUCAGGACAAAGUCACCAUGGCUAAACGAGUCAGCACCAUGUCGUACACAUUACAAGCUGAGAUGAACCACUUCCACAGCAACCGUAUCUAUGACUACAACAGGGUCAUGCAGUUGUACUUGGAAGAGCAAGUCAAGUUUUACGAGACGAUUGCUGCAAAGCUGAGACAAGCACACAGUCAGUUCACUACGAUGUGAAAGCCUUCAGUCUCGCACUACAAGACAAGAAGAGUUCAACCAGCUCAACAUCCAAAAUAUUAUUGCUUACACUGCACUCUUUUCCCUCCCUUUAAUUUAAAUCUCACUUCUCUCUUUUUACUCGCUUUUCAUCUCUUCCUUUACACUGCUCAUGCCCAGAGGCCUGGCUCAUGGUGUUACUCUACUGCCGCUCUCAGAAGUUUAUGAACAGUUAAUGAGCAUGUGCAGCUGCUGAAAAAGCUUUGACAGUUUUUUUUGUUGGGCCAGCAGUGAUAGCAGAACAAGACUCACUUGUUACAAACGCCCUUUCCUCUGUCCAGGGUCCCCGAAUUGUGACACAGGAAGUAAACAGCAUGAAUUGCUGCACUGCGUUCAGUUUCUCUUAAUGAAAGUUUUGUACAGCUAUAGGUGCCAACAUGCCUGUGCUCACAUUAUAUCCACUUAUUUUAAAGCCUUAAUCUGCAGUUUUUCAAUUUUUCAUGCUCAGGAGAUAGUUUUUGAGUGUGGGGUUGUAUGAGGCACCAUAGUCUGUGUAUUAACUACAGUAGAUGGCGGUCAGCAUGCUGCAAGUUGGCAGAAGCAGGCCGGACACAGAAGCUGAGUAAUGUACUGCUGUGGACGGGGGCAGCAGCAAAACCUAGUUUGUCAAUUAAAAAAAUCUUGAGAAUAUUUUCACCGCUUUACCUCAAAGCCACCAGACGCCAUUGAUAAAAACAGUAAUUUUACGCUGCAGAACACGGAAGCUGCUGGUCUACCGCUGCCUUGGUUGUUUAAUAUUGAUUUCUUUUUUCCUUUUUUUAGCUGUAUAUAGUCAUGGAAAAAAAUGAUUAGACCAUUGUUUUCUUCAAUUCCUUGUUCAUUUAAUGCCUCGUACAACUAUGAUGAACAACCAUAAUGAAAACAACAAAUUUAAUCUAAGAGCUGAUAUCUAGCCAUUGUCCAUGGUUUUCUUAAUAAUGAUUUUGGUUAUUAUGAAGAAAACCAUGGAAAAUGGCUAGAUAUCAGCUCUCAAAUGUACCUUUAGUUGUACCAGGCAUUAAAUGAACAAGAAAGCAAGGAGAAAACAAGGGUGGUCUAAUAAUGUUUUGACUGUAUGUGUAGCUGCUGUCCUCAUCCUGCCUGCUUCUAUGCUUCUAAAAACCAGGAGCAUACCUCAUACAGCCUCACUACUAUCCCUUUAAAAAUGGUAAAAGAAAGGAUUUACACAUGAAACACUGAAAAACCAAAGCCGUCUUCCCUCUGUCAGUACGCUCAGUGUGAGGGGAAGGGUGAGGUGUGUGUGUGUGUGUGUGGGGUGUGUGUUCCUGAAUGCAGCAUUGGCAACAAAUCAGAGCUUUACUGUCUUAUUUUCAGCCAAUAUUUUAAUGAUUUUGGCCUCCUGUUUGUACAUUUCAAAGAGUCCUAAAUAUUUUUGGUAAAAGCAGUGGAGCAUUCCUUUUCAUGAAUCCAAGUUUUGGGAGAAUGUGUGUCCUCUGUAUGUCCACUGCUGGCAGCCCCUCUUUCAUCCUGCACUUCCUCAAAAGCUAACAGGAAGCUCCACCUCCUUCCUGUCUUGCCCCGUUGAGGAAAACUGAAAUGGUUUGUUUAGUUGUCGUCCCCCCCCCCCCCUCCCACCCUGCCUGCGUACCAUGACAUUGUAGUUUACAUUUCAGGAGAGACGACAAAAUGUAGGAUAAAUGAUACUCAAGUUGGGGUUUAUUAUUUUAAGUGCUGGACAUUAAAGCCAAAACAAGUCAGUAAAUGAAUACCACCCUCUUUUUUCCCUCUCUAUUCCUUCUCCUGAAGAAUAUCUGUCCUUUCUUUGACCAGAUUACGAUGUUUUAUAUGAAGGUGUAGCAGCAGUGUUAGCUGUAAGAAUCUAAGAAGAGUUUGGGACGGAGCAACGGAUUAUGUCAUGUAUGCAGUUUUCUCUUUUCACCGCCCACUUUUCAAUCAGUCGCUAAUCUUGUUCACUCUUUGUUUUCUUAUCACUUGAUACAUGAAAAAUAUACAUAUAUAUAUAAAUAUAUAUAUUCUAUCUGACCUAUCAGGUGCUUCUUGUCAUUGAGAUACUAUUUUAUGUAUAGGAGUAUUUGCAAUACAGUGUAACUCAAAGAGGAGCAAAAAUUCUGUUUGAUUUAUUAAACAAUGAUUUGUACUCAUCGGGA